This is a messenger RNA of Sesamum indicum (sesame), 922 nucleotides long. RefSeq names its product APO RNA-binding protein (DUF794) (gene APO4). NCBI's taxonomy places the organism in Eukaryota, Viridiplantae, Streptophyta, Magnoliopsida, Lamiales, Pedaliaceae. The record is from RefSeq and is a predicted model, not a curated record. Gene Ontology annotation, molecular function: RNA binding.
UCUGUCUACAAGCAGGGGCAGAUGAUAAUGAUCAACGUGUUUCUUCAAGUGUUGAUACUCCAGAUGGUUUUGGAAUCAAUACUGCUGAUCGUGUGUCAUUGUCAGAUGAUGAUUUGAGAUUGGUGGCUACACGAACUCUCAGGGCAUGGGAGACACUUCGAUCUGGAGUGCACAAGUUAUUGUUUGUUUAUCCAGCAAGAGUCUGUAAACACUGUUCUGAAGUUCAUGUGGGGCCAUCCGGGCACAAAGCUCGGAUGUGUGGGGUGUUUAAAUAUGAGAGUUGGCGUGGGACUCAUUUCUGGGAGAAGGCGAGGGUUGAUGAUUUGGUUCCUCCAAAACUAGUUUGGUUCAGACGGCGCCAAGAUCCGCCUAUACUAGUUGAUAAAGGGCGUGAAUACUAUGGCCGAGCUCCUGCAGUGGUGGAUCUGUGUAGUAAGGCUGGGGCAUUAGUACCAUCCAAAUACUUUUGUAUGAUGAAGAUGGAUGGCUUAACUGCUCCUGAUUGAAUCAGAUGGUAAUUUAUCCUGCAUCAGACUGCUGAGAUUGGGUGAAAUGUGCUUGAUACAUCAUAUGUAUAGAUACAAGAAUGGAGUUAUUCGACGGUCCUAUUCAUCCAGAGCUUGAUUGACCUGAGAAAUUUUGAUACAUAAAGGUUAUAGUAGUAGUGGCAUUGUGCCUAAAUAUCGUUACGACACUAGACCCUUGAUGUAAAAUUUAGUUGUUAUUCCUGAAGACUGCCUCUAUAGGUUCAAGUACGUGGCAAGAUUCACAUUUUCUUCCCUAUGGGAGAAUGCACUGCAGCUUUAUUUUGGAUUAUAGGGCUAGGUUGUGUAAAGAUCAAUUUUGUCAUUUUUGGGAAAUUACCAUUAGAAGUAAGGUUGAAUUUGGAGUUUGUAUGGAAUAAAAGAAGAUUUGGUAGACU